This is a messenger RNA of Periconia digitata, 1175 nucleotides long. The record is from the annotation of a GenBank genome assembly. Lineage: Eukaryota; Fungi; Ascomycota; Dothideomycetes; Pleosporales; Periconiaceae.
GCUUUUUCUUGACUUCUUCGUCAUUUCAUUUCUUUUCUGGAAAACAACCAAAUACACACAGACAGCUGGUGUAUAUAUACCUACUUAUCUUGUGUGCACCCCGAUCGAGCAACAUCACCACCGGCUUUCCCUUUUGGUCCUCAUAUAAAGAAAUACGAACCCGCACACGCGACACAAAAGGCAUACAUACCGCUAUACACCCAUCUCCAACUUGCCUUCUCCUCUCCUGGCUCCUCGCAGGCAAAAAAGACAGCCAUGACCAGCCUCCUCACCAUCACCCCUCCAGACAUGGAGCCUCUUCCGCUCUACUCACGGCGCGACCCCGACAGCAUCUCCAUCCUCAGCAGUGCACCCUCGUACGUCUCGGAAACACCCACUUACACUUCGCACCGCGCAGCACCUCCCGCUCCCUCUCUGCCACCACUGCUCCCGCCUCUGCAGCCCAACCAGCAAGCCAGCCAGGGCCUACCAGCGCCGCGCUACGCCCCGGGCUUCCAGAACCGCGCCCACGGUUCACCCUCCGCCAUGUCCAUCGACUCCAUCUUCGCCACCCCGCGUUACACCCACGCCCGCGCCAACAACGCCCGCCAGUACGACGCAGUCGCCCGUCGCCGUGCAAACACCCAGCACGCAAACACCACUGCCAUCUUGUCCUCCCUAUCCUCUUCCUCUACCACUAUCCCAACCCUCUCCUCGACGACAUCAACUCCCUCUCCCCCGCGAUCCUCCUCUCCUCUAACCCACGCCCGCCCCACCACCGCAACCUCCCCGCCCCAAACAGCAAACGCAUCCUCCUCCUCCCUCUUCCUCCCUCUAGAAUCCCCUUCCACCACCUCCCCCUCUUCUUCUUCCUCCGCCAAUCCCCCACACCAACCACUCCUGCCCGCAUACCCUGUCCGCGUAGGCUCAAACACCGAGCCCCUCAACCCCCUCGAAGACCCCUACCUCGUUGGCGAAGAAGCAGCGGACCGCCACCGCGCCGCCCGCGUCUACCGCGAAAUGUGUCUCAGGGGCGAAGAGGCCGCUGCCCACGAGAGCAGGAGCUGGGACUUCAUGAUGGGCCAGAUGAGCGACUGGGAGGAGCGGCGCAGGAGCUGGAAGGGGUUCCGGAAGAGUGUGGGGAAUGCUCGGGGCGUCUUGGGGAGGAGGUUGGUCAUCGGUCGGGCUUGGUGACC